Sclerotinia sclerotiorum 1980 UF-70 is the source of this 957-nucleotide messenger RNA. RefSeq lists its product as hypothetical. Gene Ontology annotation, molecular function: DNA-binding transcription factor activity, RNA polymerase II-specific; zinc ion binding. The transcript is spliced from 4 exons. Lineage: Eukaryota; Fungi; Ascomycota; Leotiomycetes; Helotiales; Sclerotiniaceae. Bases 1 to 957 code for a protein of 318 amino acids. Gene Ontology annotation, biological process: regulation of DNA-templated transcription. The record is from RefSeq and is a predicted model, not a curated record.
AUGACUAUUUCAAAUGACAUAAAACCCCCGAAAGGGUCAAAACAGCACGUACGAAAGCGCAAGAGAGAUGGCACCUCAAGUGAACAUUCAAGUCCCACGUCUCCAAACGAAAGUGGCAAGAGAAAUAAACGUGCCACGAGAGCAUGUGAGCGUUGUCGCAAUAAAAAGAUAAAAUGUGACAUUGAAAGAGACAUUGCUUGCAAUGCGUGUGUUGAUGCCAAUGUGGUAUGUGAGGCCGGCAACGGAAAGCACACGGAGGACAAAAAGUAUCCUCCAGGAUACACAGAAUCCCUAGAGAAUACUUACCAAGCAAUGGUACUUGUUAUAGACAAGCUCUGGCGAAUGGUAAAGAGUAGAGAGGAAUGGACCUUAUCAGAGCCUCGGAUGAAGGAUGGUGGAAAGGGGCCUGUAGUCAUUCAUGAUAUAGCUCAGGCACUUGGCUGCAUACGUAAUGCACCUGGUCUCCCAGAGUGUUUUAUUGAAGAUGCGCCAGCUCUAUUGACGCGAUUGUCGGCAGAAGAAAUGUCCAAAGUCAAAAAGGAGGUUCAGACGGAGGGUAACACGUCUACAGAGGAGCUUUCAUCAGAACAACAACUCAAAUGCGCCGAAUCCUUGCCCGAAUUCCAGGUUGAAUCACCCGUCGAGCUCCCUCCCCCAAGUUACUCGAGUCAUUUCCCUCCGACGUCCGAGAAAGAAUAUUUCAACACAACCAAGCCUUCCAUUCCGCUCCAGCUUCAAUCACCCAAAAGCCUUCCAUCACCAGCACCAAUAUCAAGAUCGGUAGCCAUCGAUCAAAGACCCGACACUUCUACCUUAUCAUUAUCAAGAACAAUCUACAUUAUCUGCCUCUACAGUAUCAUCGUUCUCGCCUACUUACCAGGCGAACUCACCCUUUCAGUCUACAGUCUCGUCGUUUUCGCCUGCCUACCAAGCGCACUCACCGUUAACAUCUUCUGA